This is a messenger RNA of Coccinella septempunctata (seven-spotted ladybird), 2706 nucleotides long. RefSeq names its product elongation factor G, mitochondrial (gene mEFG1). Gene Ontology annotation, biological process: mitochondrial translational elongation. Gene Ontology annotation, cellular component: mitochondrion. The transcript is spliced from 7 exons. Gene Ontology annotation, molecular function: GTPase activity; GTP binding; translation elongation factor activity. The record is from RefSeq and is a predicted model, not a curated record. Lineage: Eukaryota; Metazoa; Arthropoda; Insecta; Coleoptera; Coccinellidae. The coding region runs from base 78 to 2324 and encodes 748 amino acids.
AAAACCUAAUACCUAAUUUUCAAACGUGAAAAUUUGUGUCUGAUAAAGAUAGGUAAAAUUUAAAUUAAUUUAACAUCAUGGCAUUUACUCCUAGAGCAUCUUAUUUGAUGAAUAAAUUCAGAGAACUGAGAAAACUUGGACAGGUUUCCGGUUUCAAAUACAUGUCUAAUUUUUCAAAAUAUGCUGAACAUAAACCAAUCGAAAAGAUUCGAAACAUAGGUAUAUCUGCCCACAUAGAUUCAGGAAAAACAACCCUUACUGAAAGAAUUUUGUUUUAUACUGGUAGAAUAGAAUCAAUGCAUGAAGUGAGGGGAAAAGAUAACGUUGGAGCGACAAUGGACUCAAUGGAACUAGAAAGACAAAGGGGUAUAACAAUUCAAUCUGCUGCAACAUAUACUAUAUGGAAAGACCACAAUAUCAAUAUAAUUGAUACACCAGGUCAUGUAGAUUUUACAGUAGAGGUAGAAAGAGCUCUAAGGGUAUUAGAUGGUGCAAUAUUAGUACUUUGUGCAGUGGGAGGCGUUCAGAGUCAGUCUCUUACUGUUAAUAGACAAAUGAAGAGAUAUAAUGUUCCAUGUCUGGCAUUUAUAAAUAAAUUGGAUAGAAUGGGAGCAAACCAUCUUCGUGUAUUAUCACAGAUGAGAUCCAAAUUAAACCAUAAUGCAGCCUUUGUUCAAUUACCAAUUGGACUUGAGAGUGAAUGUAAAGGAAUAAUAGAUCUUGUAGAGCAAAAAGCUAUUUACUUUGAAGGUAGUUUUGGUGAAGAAUUGAAAUAUGAUCAAAUUCCAAAAGAUAUGGUAGCAGAAAGUAAUGAACGAAAACAUGAACUCAUUGAACAUCUAUCCAAUGUGGAUGAACAACUCGGAGAACUUUAUCUAGAGGAAAAAGAAAUAACUGUAGCUGAUAUCAAAAAUGCCAUAAGAAGGACUUGUCUUAAAAGAAGUUUUACUCCAGUGUUUGUGGGCACAGCCUUGAAGAAUAAAGGUGUUCAGCCAUUGUUGGAUGGUGUACUUGAUUAUUUGCCCAACCCAGGGGAGGUAGAAAAUUUUGCUUUGAAGGAAGAAGAAGGUGAAGAAACAAAAAAACUCAUUCUUGAUCCAGCUAGAAACAAUUCCAACCCAUUUGUGUCUUUGGCAUUCAAACUAGAGGCUGGCAGAUUUGGGCAGUUGACAUACAUGAGGUGUUACCAAGGAAUGCUCAAAAAGGGUGAUACAAUCUUCAAUGCAAGAACUCAGAGAAAAGUUAGAAUAUCUAGAUUGGUGAGAUUGCACUCGAACACUAUGGAAGACGUAAAUGAAGUAUAUGCUGGUGACAUUUUCGCCUUAUUUGGAGUUGACUGUGCUAGUGGUGAUACAUUUGUUACGAAUUUGAAGGAUAAUAUUUCCCUAGAAUCAAUUUAUGUUCCUGAACCUGUUGUUUCUAUGUCAAUCAAUCCUAAAAAUAACAAGGACAGGGAUAAUUUCUCAAAAGCAAUUGCCAGAUUUACCAAAGAAGAUCCCACUUUUCAAUUUUGGUUUGAUAAUGACAAUAAAGAAACAAUUGUAUCUGGCAUGGGAGAACUUCAUCUGGAAAUAUAUGCUCAGAGAAUGGAAAGGGAAUAUAACUGCCCAGUAGUAUUAGGUAAACCGAAAGUAGCAUUCCGAGAAACACUGGUAUCACCAUGCGAAUUUGAUUACCUACACAAGAAGCAAUCAGGAGGACAAGGUCAAUUCGCCCGAGUUACAGGAGUGUUGGAGCCCCUUCCAGCACAAAGAAAUACUUUCUUAGAAUUUAUAGAUGAAACAGUUGGUACAAAUGUACCAAAACAGUUCGUUCCUGGUGUAAAGAGGGGAUUCUUAGCCAUGGCUGAAAAAGGUCUCUUAGCAGGACAAAAACUAUCAGGCUUAAAGUUCCGACUGAUAGAUGGUGCCCAUCAUAUUGUGGAUUCCAGUGAAUUGGCCUUCUUUUUAGCUGCUCAAGGGGCAGUUAAAGAAGUGUUUGAAAAUGGAGCUUGGCAAAUCUUAGAACCCAUUAUGUCUGUGGAAGUGAACGCCCCCAACGAAUUUCAAGGGAAUGUUAUUGCACAGCUAAACAAAAGGCACGGUAUCAUCACUGGUACAGAGGGUACAGAAGGUUGGUUUACAAUUCACGCUGAAGUUCCUCUAAAUGAAAUGUUUGGAUAUGCUGGAGAAUUGAGAUCUAGCACACAAGGCAAAGGAGAAUUCACGAUGGAAUAUUCAAGAUAUUCCCCUUGUAUGCCAGAUCUACAAGAAAAAUUGAUAAUGGAAUAUCAGAAAUCUAUGGGAAUUCUUCCUGAGAACGAGAAGAAAAAGAAGAAGAACUGAGAUGAUUGUGUAUGAAUAAAUUGUAAAUAUUAUUUAAUAAGUAUUGACUUUUUCAAGUGGGUUUUAUGUAAGAGUUUCAUAUGUAUUUUGCAAUACAUAGCUCUAACUUGACAUUGCAAGGCAACAUCAAAUGCAAAAAUAUUGUUUAUAUUCAAAAAAUUGUUGUUUUCCUAGAAUGCUAUAAAACAGAAACCUGUGAAUUAAACUGUAUUUUGAAAUUUUGAAUUUAUUCUGAAUUAUCUUCCAGAAAACUUCAGAUGAUGCCAUAAACACAAUUCUCUUAAUAUUACCUUUUUGAAAGGUCUAUCACAUACAAAAAUUUUGUUUAUAAUAUAAACUUUGUAAAUAGCGAUUUUAAUAAUAAAUAAUUAUUCUCAUGAAA